AAUGGGGUCACUUCACAACUAAGGGGGCACUGGCUCACCCGGAGCCAUGACAGCGUUACAUUACAAUGCGUCGAUCGUUUUGGGGGCGAUGCUUCGUAGUACGUUCUCCCAGCAGUAUCCAUGGCUCCAGAAUCAUAUGGUCGCAGCGUUAGAUAAUGUAUAAAGACCGGCACACUUCUUGCAGAAUAACCGUGAAAUCAACAGACCUACUUCCCCAACUCCAAAUUCUCAUCGAGCAAUCUGCUGUUCCUUUCACACACAAUGCGUCUUUCUGAGUUCCUCGCUGUUGCUCUGGUCACUGGUGCCACCGCAUAUGAUAUCCCAGACAACUUGAGGGAUAUCUAUUAUAAGCAUAAGGGAAAAUGUUCAAACGUACUGAAGGGGGGCUUUACCAACGGUGGCCACAGCGAUGGGAACUCCUUCGAAUACUGCGGUGACAUCGAGGGAGCAAUCUUCAUGCACUCCUCUGCCAAGGGUGGCCAGUACACGAACAUGGAUGUCGACUGCGAUGGAGCCAACAACUCUCAUGGGAAGUGCUCCAAUGACCCCUCCGGUCAAGGUCAAACCGCUUUCAAGGAUGAGGUCAAGAAGUUCGGAAUUUCCGACCUCGAUGCCAAUCUGCAUCCCUACAUUGUGUUUGGAAACGAGGACGACUCGCCCGAGUUCAAGCCUCAGGACCACGGAAUGGAGCCGUUGAGUGUUAUGGCGGUUGUGUGCAAGGGCCAGCUGCAUUACGGUAUCUGGGGUGACACCAACGGUGGCACUUCUACUGGCGAGGCUUCCCUUUCUAUGGCGGAGCUUUGCUUCUCCGAUGAGAACCCCGAUGGUGAUAGUGGUCAUGAUGACAACGAUGUCCUCUAUAUCGGAUUCACCGGCAAGGAUGCCGUUCCUGGAAAGAGUGCCAACUGGAAGGCCAAGACGACCCAGGAGUUCGAGGACAGCAUCAAGUCGAUCGGUGACAAGCUGGUUGCUGGUCUCAAGGCUUAGGCUGUUGAUUAUGGGGCUUGGACGAACGGUGCGGAUCAGCC
Molecule: messenger RNA, 1028 nt
Organism: Aspergillus pseudonomiae
Lineage: Eukaryota; Fungi; Ascomycota; Eurotiomycetes; Eurotiales; Aspergillaceae
Product: glycoside hydrolase family 75 protein
Exons: 3
Coding region: 262-987 (241 amino acids)
Molecular function (GO): chitosanase activity
Source: RefSeq, a predicted model, not a curated record